AUGGAUGGGUCAGAAAAAGCGCCGGGCGCAAGCUCGGAUGACAUCCAGUUCGAUACCGAAAGUGCCAUGACGAUCACCGGCGACGAAACUCCCGGCAAGGAGAGCCCCAACCUCAAAGGAAAUGACUGGAGCAUGAUGACCAAGCUCCAGGAGGAGAACGAUCGCAACUUGGCUGCUGGAUUCAGAAAACAGGAACUUGGCAUCACCUGGCAGGAUCUGUCCGUGCAAGUAAUAAGUUCAGAGGCCGCCGUGAAUGAGACUGUCCUCUCCCAGUUCAAUAUUCCCACCAAAAUCAGAGAGGGACGACGAAAGCCUCCUCUGCGAACGAUCCUCAACAAGAGCCAUGGCUGCGUGAAGCCCGGUGAAAUGUUGCUAGUGCUGGGCCGCCCUGGCUCUGGCUGCACGACAUUGUUGAAAAUGCUUGCUAAUAGACGAGGAGGAUACAAAUCAGUGGAGGGCGAUGUUCGCUUUGGAUCAAUGCAGCCCAAGGAGGCUGAAAUGUUCCGAGGCCAGAUUGUGAUGAACACCGAAGAAGAGAUAUUUUUCCCAGCCCUAACAGUUGGUCAAACUAUGGACUUUGCCACGCGCCUCAAGGUGCCCUUUCAUCUGCCAGACGGCAUGACUGCCUUGGAAUACCAACAAGCAUCGAAAAAGUUCCUCCUCGAAGCCGUCGGAAUUUCUCACACCGAGGACACCAAGGUCGGUAAUGAAUACGUUCGUGGAGUCAGCGGUGGUGAACGCAAGCGAGUUUCUAUCAUCGAAUGUAUGGCCACUCGAGGCUCCGUCUUCUGCUGGGAUCAAUCGACUCGUGGUCUUGACGCUUCUACUGCCCUUGAAUGGACGAAGGCUAUCCGAGCCAUGACCGACACACUCAAUCUGUCAACCGUGGUUACCCUCUACCAAGCUGGUAAUGGCAUUUACGAUUUGUUCGACAAAGUUCUCGUGCUUGAUGAAGGAGAGCAGAUCUUCUAUGGUACUAGAGAGCAAGCUAGGCCAUUCAUGGAGGAAGCCGGAUUUAUCUGCCGCGAAGGUUCCAACAUCGCCGAUUACCUUACUGGUGUCACCGUACCCACUGAGCGCAGAAUUCGAGAAGGCUUCGAGAGCCGCUUCCCGCGCAACGCCGAGGCGUUGAGAGCGGAGUAUGAGAAAUCACCGAUCUAUACUCAAAUGGUAGCAGAUUACUCUUACCCGGACUCCGAGCUCGCCCGCGAGCGGACUGAGGAGUUCAAGAAAGGCGUGGCUUUUGAAACCUCCAAAACCUUGCCUAAGAACAGCCCUUUCACCGUUGGCUUCGCUGAUCAGGUUAAGAUCUGCGUGCAGCGCCAGUACCAAAUCCUUUGGGGUGACAAAGCUACGUUCAUAAUCAAGCAGGUGGCAACACUAUGCCAGGCCUUGAUUGCUGGCUCGCUGUUCUAUGAUGCCCCUGAUAACUCUGGUGGACUUUUCAUCAAAUCCGGUGCCCUUUUCUUCUCCCUUCUUUACAACAGCUUGCUUGCCAUGAGUGAAGUGAACGAGUCCUUCUCUGGAAGACCCGUGUUGAUCAAGCACAAGGGCUUCGCUUACUUCCACCCGGCCGCUUUCUGUCUUGCCCAAAUUGCUGCGGAUAUACCUGUAUUGCUUUUCCAAGUUUCCAUGUUUGGUCUAGUUCUUUACUUCAUGGUUGGACUCUCAAUUUCUGCUGGAGCAUUCUUCUCCUACUGGAUUAUCGUGUUCACAACCACAAUGACUAUGACUGCCCUCUUCCGAGCCGUAGGAGCUCUAUUUUCUACCUUUGAUGGAGCCUCCAAGGUCUCCGGUACGCUGAUCAUGUUCACCGUUCUGUACACCGGUUAUAUGAUCCCAAAGCCUGCAAUGCACCCGUGGCUCGGUUGGAUCUUCUGGAUCGAUCCGCUUGCCUAUGGGUUCGAGGCUUUGCUAAGUAUCGAAUUUCAUGAUAAGAGCGUCAUUCCAUGCGUCGGAACGAAUCUAAUUCCUACCGGCCCCGGAUACGAGAAUGUCCAGGCGCAUCAAGCUUGCGCUGGUGUGGCUGGCGCGAUCCAAGGCCAGAACUUCGUGGUUGGCGACAACUAUCUAGCGUCGCUCUCGUACAGUCACUCGCAUGUCUGGCGCAACUUCGGUAUCAACUGGGCCUGGUGGGCUUUGUUCGUUUUUGUCACGAUCGUUGCAACUUCGAGGUGGCAGUCACCCUCCGAGUCGGGAAGCACGCUGGUCAUCCCUCGUGAAUACUUGCACAGGCACGUCAAAAAUCAGCAAAAGGAUGAAGAAGGCCAAGGUUCUGAGAAGCGGGUUUCCCAAACCAAGGAUGAGGCCCCAAACCUUGACAACCAGUUGGUCCGCAACACGUCCGUCUUCACAUGGAAGGAUCUUUCAUACACGGUUCAGACCCCUACGGGUGACAGGGUUCUCCUCGACAACGUCCAUGGCUGGGUGAAACCUGGUAUGCUCGGUGCUUUGAUGGGCUCCUCUGGCGCCGGCAAGACAACUCUGCUUGAUGUUCUCGCUCAGCGCAAAACAGAAGGAACUAUCAAUGGUUCUAUCAUGGUUGAUGGUCGUCCACUACCAGUCUCGUUCCAACGCUCAGCCGGCUAUGUUGAGCAAUUGGACAUCCACGAACGUAUGGCAACAGUCCGGGAAUCAUUGGAGUUCUCUGCCCUAUUGCGCCAACCUGCUACCACUCCCCGCGAAGAGAAACUUGCUUACGUGGAUGUCAUCAUCGACUUGCUCGAGCUCCAUGAUCUGGCUGAUACCAUGAUCGGCAGUGUUGGAGCUGGAUUGAGUGUCGAACAACGCAAGCGUGUUACUAUCGGAGUCGAACUUGUUUCCAAGCCUAGCAUUCUCAUCUUCCUUGACGAACCUACUAGCGGUCUUGAUGGCCAGAGCGCGUACAAUACCGUCAGAUUCCUUCGCAGACUUGCAGAUGCUGGCCAGGCUGUCCUAGUCACCGUGCAUCAACCAUCUGCGCAGCUUUUCGCCGAGUUUGAUCAGCUUCUUCUUUUAGCUAAAGGAGGCAAGACUGUGUUCUUCGGUCCUAUUGGUGAAAAUUCCCAGGGCAUCAAGAGCUAUUUCUCGCGCUACGGAGCUCCAUGCCCGCCUGAGACUAACCCUGCUGAGCACAUGAUCGACGUGGUUUCGGGUCAACUGAGUCAGGGUAAGGAUUGGAACAAGGUCUGGCUGGAGUCACCUGAACACGGUGCCAUGCUCAAGGAGCUUGACGAGAUCAUUGAGACCGCUGCAUCGAAGCCGCAAGCUACCAACGAUGACGGUCGGGAGUUUGCUACUAGCCUCUGGGAGCAGACGAGUCUGGUUUUGAAACGUACCUCAACAGCCUUGUACCGAAACGGCGACUACAUUAACAACAAGUUUGCCCUCCACAUCUCUUCAGGCUUGUUCGUGGGAUUCAGUUUCUGGAUGAUUGGUGACUCAGUCUCGGAUCUUCAGAGUGUGUUAUUCUUCAUCUUCAAUGCCAUCUUUGUCGCUCCUGGUGUGAUCAAUCAACUCCAGCCGACCUUCCUUGAACGUCGCGAUCUGUUCGAAGCACGCGAGAAGAAAGCCAAGAUGUACUCCUGGAAAGCGUUCACUUUCGCCUUGAUUGUCUCGGAGUUCCCAUAUCUGGUUGUGUGUGCCGCUCUCUUCUUCAACUGCUGGUAUUGGACGGCCGGUAUGGCAGUUGAAUCGAGUAAGAGCGGUAGCAUGUUCUUCGUGUUUUUCCUCUACGAGUUCCUCUACACUGGAAUUGGUCAAUUUGUCGCUGCGUAUGCACCGAACGCCCAGCUGGCUGCCAUGAUAAACCCUCUCGUACUGGGCACAAUGAUCUCUUUCUGUGGUGUCUUGGUCCCCUACGCCCAAAUCGUCAGCUUCUGGCGAUACUGGAUUUACUGGCUCAACCCAUUCAACUACCUUAUGGGCAGCAUGUUGGUCUUUGGACUGUUCGAUCGCGAAGUCAAUUGUAAGGAGCAAGAAUUCGCCAAGUUCGAUGCACCCAAUGGAACCACUUGCGGUGAAUACCUGAGCGAUUUCAUGCAGACCAUGGGUACCCGUAUGAACCUCAUCAACCCCGAGGCUACCGAAGGAUGCCGCGUGUGUCAAUACACCCGUGGAUCCGAUUACCUUGUCACUAUCAACCUGAUGGACUACUACUACGGCUGGAGAGACACCGCUAUUGUGGCUCUGUUUGUGAUCAGCUCGUAUUCGCUGGUGUUUGGUCUCAUGAAAUUGAGAACCAAGGCAUCCAAGAAGGCCCAGUGAUUGGGAUUUGGACCUUCAGGGGAUGUGAAUUGUCGACUUUUUUCAAAAGUUAAUCUCCACUAGACUUGCUUCUUUUUCUUCUCAUGCCACGCCACCACCUAGAGGUGUGAGUAUAUGUUUCUUUUUUUUUUCUUUGCAGAUAGUUAUAGAAACUAUAGACCUGUUCUCAUUUGAAA
This is a messenger RNA of Penicillium samsonianum, 4421 nucleotides long. RefSeq lists its product as uncharacterized. The transcript is spliced from 4 exons. The record is from RefSeq and is a predicted model, not a curated record. Gene Ontology annotation, molecular function: ATP hydrolysis activity; ATP binding; ABC-type transporter activity. Gene Ontology annotation, biological process: transmembrane transport. Gene Ontology annotation, cellular component: membrane. NCBI's taxonomy places the organism in Eukaryota, Fungi, Ascomycota, Eurotiomycetes, Eurotiales, Aspergillaceae. The coding region runs from base 1 to 4245 and encodes 1414 amino acids.